AUGAAGAAUUUUCUUCUAGUUGUGAAUGUCCUGGCAUCAACCCUGCCUUUUUUGGCUGCAGUGGUGCAAAACCAGGAACGACCAGCAUGCCGUGAGAAUGAUGAAAGAUUGUUCAAUCAGAAAACAGUUUCAUAUGUCCCAAUUCUUUAUAUGCUGAAUAGCUAUCCUCAUUAUGAACCUAAUUUCUACCAACGUAAACCAGCUAUACUGAUUAACAGUCCAUAUAUGUUUCACACAUAUUAUGCAAAACCAGCUGUACAUAAGCCACAUGCCCAAAUCCCUCAGCGGCAGGUCCUGCCAAAUAUUCACCCACCUACCAUGGCACGUCAACCACACCAACAGCCAUCACUUUUUGCCAUUCCUCCAAAGAAAACUGAGGCUAAAACAACCACCCCCACCAUCACCUCUACUGCCAUCCACACCAUCACCACCACUGCUACUGUUGAGUCUACACCAAUUCCUGUGAAUGAACCAGUGGUGAACAGUGUAGUCCCUCCAGAAGCCUCCUCAGAGCCCAUCACUUCCUCAGAGCCCAUCACUUCCUCAGAGCCCAUCCCUUCCUCACAGUCCAUCCCUUCCUCAGAGUCCAUCCCUUCCUCACAGCCCAUCCCUUCCUCACAGCCCAUCACUUCCUCAGAGUCCAUCCCUUCCUCAGAGCCCAUCCCUCCCUCACAGCCCAUCCCUCCCUCACAGUCCAUCCCUCCCUCAGAGCCCAUCCCUUCCUCACAGUCCAUCCCUUCCUCACAGUCCAUCCCUUCCUCACAGUCCAUCACUUUCUCAGACUCCAUCACUUCCUCAGACUCCAUCACCACAAGCACCCCAGAGACUACUGCAGUCCCAGUUACUUCAACCGUGGCAUAAAAACACUAA
Molecule: messenger RNA, 870 nt
Organism: Lemur catta (Ring-tailed lemur)
Lineage: Eukaryota; Metazoa; Chordata; Mammalia; Primates; Lemuridae
Gene: CSN3
Product: casein kappa
Exons: 3
Coding region: 1-861 (286 amino acids)
Biological process (GO): protein stabilization; lactation
Cellular component (GO): extracellular region
Source: RefSeq, a predicted model, not a curated record